UGACAAUACGUAUUAUCUGAUCACGUAGACCACAUACACAACACGUCGCUGAGUCGCAAAACUCACUUCGCAACUAUUUGUUGGACAAUUAAUUGCAUUUCUUGGCGUUGUCAUCGACGCAAAACAUGGCAGAUGCAGCGGAAGACCCAAAUCUGAAGGCUGGACACGCACCCGCGGUCAAAGUGGGAGGUAUGCGUGUUACAAGUCACAAAAAGACGGACAAGAACGCUGGCGACGAACCGGCAGAAGCUGACGAUGCAGCGGAAUAUGAAGUUCCUGCAAAGGUGGAUAAGCAUCAUCAGCAGUUGUUGGUGUCAGGAGCAGUAACUAAGGGGGACAAAGACUUUCCUGAGGCUGCAGUGCGAGCUAUACACGAGAAGCCCAUGCCAACGCACGAGAAUAAUCGCCCAACGCACAGCCCAGGUCAGAAGGGGGUCAUUCACCAGCCCAGGAAGUAGAUCAAGGUCGCGGCAGGGUCGUUUGGUGAUGGUUGUCAUAGGAACGCAUUAGAAACGCAUUAGCAUAAAAUGUUUUGAUUGUAUAACAGCAUACGGUCAAAUUUUAUUACUUGACCAGUUCUGUCUGCAAGCUUUUUGGAAGAAUAGAAAUUGUGAUUAAGAAUGAAACCAUUUUAGGAUUUAUUGUUCUUAAAGUUUUUGAUUUAUGUUAUUGAAAUAAUCAUUUUUGAUUUUUCGCCUUUCUUCUUUAAAUCAUGUUUUGCAAGAUUGUUUAUAUUAGACUAUUGAUUGCUUGAUUGUUAAAUAUGAGAAAUUAAACUAGAAAUAAAUAUCUGGUAAGACUAAAUAAAAAUACAAAAAAAUACAUGUACUUCCAAAGUUUAAAAAAGCUCCAAAACUUUUGUGUUAAAAAAGAGUUUAAAAUUAAUCAUUAUGAUACAGCUGUUAUGUGUAAAUGUGAAAAUGAAUUUACCUUUGAGGUCAAUAUGCCAUAGUGGAAAUGGUGCCUGCCUAGCCUGGUGGGGGGGGGGGGGUCAUUUGUACUUUCCAUCUCCUCCAAGUAAAGUUUUUAUGUCCCUCACCACUAUAGUGGGGGACAUAUUGUUUUUUGCCCUGUCUGUUGGGUUGUGUGUUUGUUUGUUUGCCCCAACAAAGGGGCGCAAAAGGGGACAUAGUGUUUCUGACAAACACAUAUCUUGUUUUUCCAGGAAACAAACUCAACAGAGUUUCAAUAAUUCUCAGGCUUUUAAGGUAUAAGAGCUGACAUGAAAAGUUUUAUACUUAAAACAACUAUCACAAUUAUUUUUGUAUAAAAAGCAUUACUUUUAUUUUGACUGGCAUGCUGGUGCAUUAUGUUAAAAUUGAUUUGAUAUUUGUGUUUAUUACCAUUGUUUUUUGCAAUUGUUUGAGGGUAUAGGCAAUACAGAUGAUUGUUUAUGUUCUUGUUUCUCUUAUUUAAAAGGAUAAAUGGCAUUAAAGUGCAUAAAAAAGAAACUUAACUUUUUGCUUAACUAAAAUUUUGCAAUAGCAAAUUUAUGUUAUUUACAUGGUUUUAAAAUUCACUUGUUUUGUGUUAAGAAAACUAUUAAUUUAAUAUUUUUCAAAUCUAUGGAUGUAUUUUAAAACAAAUUUGGACUUACAGCUUCAGUACUUUUGUGUUUAAUUCAAACCAGAAAUGUGUGUUCACUAAGUUCGUGAACUAAAAUAUGUUUAUUUAAGCCGUUAAAGGUAUUUACCUUAUAUUGUUGUUCAAAUGGUAUCUUUGUAUAACUUUAUAACACUAUGCACUUAACAAUUGUUGCAAACAAUAUUACAAUCUUAUCAAUAAGUGCUAAUUUGGACGUAAGUGCAUGUAUGAAAAAUACAAUCUUACCUAAUAAAUAUGUGUAUUAAACAAUGAAACUUAA
Messenger RNA from Dreissena polymorpha, 1864 nucleotides. RefSeq names its product death-associated protein 1-like. The transcript is spliced from 4 exons. Gene Ontology annotation, molecular function: death domain binding. The coding region runs from base 126 to 458 and encodes 110 amino acids. The record is from RefSeq and is a predicted model, not a curated record. Lineage: Eukaryota; Metazoa; Mollusca; Bivalvia; Myida; Dreissenidae. Gene Ontology annotation, biological process: negative regulation of autophagy; cellular response to amino acid starvation; apoptotic signaling pathway.